This is a messenger RNA of Caenorhabditis auriculariae, 2884 nucleotides long. Lineage: Eukaryota; Metazoa; Nematoda; Chromadorea; Rhabditida; Rhabditidae. The record is from the annotation of a GenBank genome assembly.
AUGGCUCAGAGAAUCGCCAGUCUCGACAAUCAGACCUCCGGCCUUGGCGUCGGCGAAACUCCCGCCAUGGCCAACCUCGUCUCUUCCUACGGUACCACACUGUUCAUGUGCAUUCUCUACACCACUCUCGGUAGCUCCAAUUAGUCGAAUUAAUUCGAAGACUGAUUUCCAGGAAGUCUAUCCAUUAUCACAAACAUCAUCCAUCUCAGUGUCUACGCUUCGACUUGCGAGUUCCGUCGGAAGUAUCUCUUCUUCAUCGCUCUCGAGAUUGGGGAACUCAUCAAUGGUGAGACCUUUUUCAGGACAAAUCCUGACAACCCGGUUUCAGCGAUCAGUUACGUCCUCACUGGGAUGGGCCGCGGCACAGAACUUCUCGAAGGGAGCAUGCAAGAUCCAAUCACCGUUCAUCAGUGCUUCUACACGGUUCGUGAACUUCUUCCUAAGACCCAUACAUCACGACUAUCUUACCAGUCUUCGGUCUUCUCAUAGAAAUAAUUUCCUACUUUUAUUUCACAUCACCCUGGUCGCAUAACUACCGUAAUAUCGUGAACCGAAUUUCGGCGACAAAUAAAAAUAGCAACACAACUUUUGCCUCAUCUCAUUUUAGCAACUUUUUUUUCUCUUUUCUUCGAAUUCUUUCUUCAUAAUAACGAUUAAAAGAAGACAAUGUUCUCUUUAUUGUAGGAAAUUUUGAAAACAUCUGCUCAUAUUUUUUGGAAAGCAGAAUGAAUGUUUUUUUUCUUGUUUUGCUUUGCAAAAAACCUAACAGAAUUUUAUUCGAAGUUACAUGAUUAAGUUGAAUAAAAUGAAAGAUGCCAUUUAAAAAAAAAACACAACAAACGAAAAAAAAACAAUUAAAAAGACAAAAGAAGAUUUUUGGAACCGCUUUCGGAACUAAUCAGGAAUCGACUAGCCUGAAUUUAAGCAGAACAUAAAAAAGUUGACGAUAUUUGAAAAAUUUUCAGAAAUACUGGCCUCACGCGUUGAUAUUGGGAACUGAACUUCCGGCCGUUUGCAUGAUAAUCAUCUCGACAGAACGCAUUUUUGCUGUCCUCAAGCCUGGCGCUUACAAAAGAGUUUUCACUGGACAUCGCAAAUUUCUUCUGCUGAUGCUGGUUCCUCUGUUUGGCACGGUUUGUGACUUUAUUAUUUGCUUUUUAAGUGAGUGGGAAAUGGAGAAAGUUAGAUUGAAACGAAUUGAGAUACUUCCACAGUGUUGUUCCGAGAAUGAGGGACUUUUCAGGUCUCCGUGUCCAUCGGAGGUUUGUCAGCGUUGGGAAGUGAAAGGGACCGGCUGAUUCCGACCCGUCACUGCGCCAUCAUCAACAGCACCGCCAAGUGGUCAGACUUCUGAGAUUUCGCUCAUCUAUUGAUAACGAUCACUCUACUCUAAAAAUUGAAAAAAAAAAACAAUUUUCUGAUGUACCGGUCUUCUGAAAGGACCCAUCUGCAAAAAAUUUUUGAAAAAAGGUAUAAGUCUCUUGAAAAAUAAGAAAAUUUUGGGAUUCGCUUCUUCAAUGUCUAAUUUACUGGAUUUUUUGUAAUUUCUAAUGGACAAACUUUUUUGAUUCUCCCAAUAGCUCUUCUUGAAGGUACUCGACGUUCCAUUUUCUGUUUGGCGUUACCGCCUACACAAUGUCUUUUGCGUCGACGACGAUGGUCUGGUCGAUGAGAAAGGUUGGCGAGGAAUUCUGACUUCUGAGACCAUCGUUCAGUUGCAGAAAUACAGCAGUUCGCGAUUCGGCAGCGAAGACAAACUCAGCGUGGUGAUGGCCAUUUCGGCUUCGUCGAUUCUUCUCGUGGCUCUGCCCGCCAUCGUCAUGAUCUGCAUCCGAUGGGACGUCGCCAGCUUCAACGACGUCCAGGUCGCCCUGACCUACGCCUGCCCGGGGUUCGCCUUAUUUUCCCCGCCCUUCUCUCAACUCCUGGUUUCAGAUUUCUCUCAAUCGCCAACACGAUCAUAUCCUUCAAGUUCAGAAAAGAACUUCGACAUCAACUUCUCCUUCUUCUGGGCCUCAAGUUAGUCAGCUGAUGCUCUAUUUUUGAUCCAAAAAUAUGACAAUUAGGUCCCUUGUUUGGUAAUCCGAAUUAAUGAGAAGUUUUUACGCAACUCUUCUCAGCAGAGUCUCAAUAAUUCCACAAAAAGCGUCGUUCCCAUGACAUUCAUAUAUGAAUGAUCAUAGCGUGCAGCGGAACUCAUUAUUUUUUUUCCUAGAAAAAAGAACAAGUAGACGAAUUUCAUUACCAGUUUCUCAUUUUAUUUUCGGUUACGUCACCUUUGCAAGUUGAUAUAAAGAUCAAAAUAUGGCUUGUUUGGUGAAAUGUAAGCGUUGAAGUUUUUUCAUGCAGUUUUCGAUAUGAAGAUUUUGUGAGAAUUAUUCAAACUUGAGAAAAAAAUAUUUGCCGAGUAAAUAAAUUUUCUCGAAAUUUCGAAAUUUACAAGUUUAAAUACAAAGUUUACUCCUACGAAAAAUACUUUGAAUACUUAGGCUGAAAUCAGGACGAAUUUUGAAAAGAACGUAGAAAUCUUCAAGCUCUCAUUUAUUUUUAUCUUACUAGGGAACCUCUCACACUCGGAUUGGAGGAUCGAGUGGAAAUUUUGGCGGAUGAUAUACCUAGGUAAGAAAACUCGAAAACAAGAGAAAGUAGUUCAUAAACCACGGAAAAAGCCUGAAAAAAAGGUGUAGAGAAAGCUCAAAAUCUGUCAAUUUGUAUGAAAAAAGAGCGUAUUCAGAAUCUAGUCAUCAGUUCAUAAAACUCAAAAAAAAUUCAAAAGGAGUUUGAAUUUUCCUGGAAAUAAGGUUCUUGUUGCAGGAAACAAGCGGCCAUCAUCAAAGUGUUCAGCGCCUCGAUGAAGACGACGCAAAUCACACGACAUUCUUGA